Elgaria multicarinata webbii is the source of this 3905-nucleotide messenger RNA. Its product is annotated as GDNF-inducible zinc finger protein 1-like. The record is from RefSeq and is a predicted model, not a curated record. Gene Ontology annotation, molecular function: DNA-binding transcription factor activity, RNA polymerase II-specific; RNA polymerase II cis-regulatory region sequence-specific DNA binding; protein binding. Gene Ontology annotation, biological process: regulation of transcription by RNA polymerase II. NCBI's taxonomy places the organism in Eukaryota, Metazoa, Chordata, Lepidosauria, Squamata, Anguidae. The transcript is spliced from 9 exons. Bases 61 to 2859 code for a protein of 932 amino acids. Gene Ontology annotation, cellular component: nucleus.
GCUGCUGGCUCUCUUCCCUUUGUCGCCGAAACCUCCCCGGUAGCAGAGCCAAGGAGAAGGAUGGAGAAAGAGAAAAUCUUAAUGAAAUCUAACGUUGCUGCUUCUAACCUCCUGCGAACAUUACAUUCUCUCUAUCUCUUUGGUCACUUCUGCGAUGUCACAAUACACACAGACCAACUUGGAAUCCAGGAGGAGUUUUCUGUUCACAAAGCUGUAUUAGCGGCUUCCAGCAAUUACUUUAAAAGCCUGUUCCUUAGUGACGAGAUGCUGAAUGCUCAGAAUUGCGAAGUCACCCUCCAGGACAUUCACGCUGAAGAAUUUGUCUCCUUCCUAAAGUUUGUCUAUACAACUGAAGUAGAAAUUGAAGUGGACCGGCUGCACCGGAUAAAGGAGGUCGCUGAAAGGCUUGAAUGCAAGGAUCUGCUUGAGGUUUUUGAAGAAAUGAAGGCAGAUAUGAGUGUUCAUUUGAAAUGCCAUGAAAGCGGUAGGUCUCUCUGGAGUCAAACGGAACAAGUGGAAGACAAAGAACAGAGUGACUUGUCCCAAAUCCUGGCAACACCUAUGAAGAGGAACCUUUGGGACAGAAAGAAGCAUAGAAAACUGUCAGCUAGUUAUGAUAUUAUUGAAGGUCAAACUGGACAUCCCAACAAACACGGGGCUGCUUUUGCAAAGUCCAAAGGUGAGAAAGCACCGUCAACUGCACAUAGCAAAAUAGACCUGAAUGACAUCCACAGCACAGGCAAUCCCAUCCAAGAGCAAAAUAAGACCAGCCUGCCCUCCCUAAAUCAGGUGGACUCAAAGGAAACCUGCAUUGUUAUAAGCAAGCUAUUCCCUGGCCAAAAGGAGGAUGAAAAUAAUUUGAUUCUUGGUGAAACGAAACUCAGAAAAUCCCCACGUAACAUAUCGAAAGUCAUGCCACGAACCUACGCCUGCGACCAGUGUCAUUGUUCUUUCCAUUUUGCCAAGCAGUACCAGGCACACACGCAGCGGAAGCACGGCACGGAUCUGGUCGUCAAAUAUAACUGCAGCGUGUGCGACCAGCUCUUUCCCAAUUGCCAAAAUCUCCGACGACACAGGCUCGCCGUUCACAACAAUGAGCAGCGCUUCCCCUGCGUGUUGUGCGACAAAAAGUUCAAGCGCCAGAAAGAUCUCAACGAUCAUACCCGGCGGGUGCAUGCAAAGAAGCAGAAUCCUCAAAGGUGUCCCUACUGUGACAAAGUGAUCAGUUCCAAGUGUGGACUGACUGUUCACAUCCGAACACACACGGGGGAGAAGCCUUAUAAGUGUGAACGCUGCCCAGCACGUUUUGCUCAGAGAUCUGCCUUUAAUACUCAUCUAAGAAAAAUUCAUGAAUCCAGGCAAGACGGGAAAGUCAUGCCUGGUUACUGGACGAGAGUCCCACCAACAGAAAGAGUGGAUCUUGUAGAUGGUGAAAUUGACAUGAAUAACAAAACAUGUCAUGAGGUACCAAAUACUGACUUACCAAGAGAACUUGUGGGUGAAAAAAACUGGGAGCUUGAGAGAGAAUCCAGACGUUCUCCUACAAUGGAAGCAGAGCCUGACAAUAAAGAGGAAAGGCAGGAGCAACGUGAUAUUAAAAGAGGGGCAGCUGAUGAACGCAGGGCUGUGGUUGGAGAAGACAGUGCUAAAGGAGAAAAGGAGAAUGGAGCCAAAGCCGAUGGCAGUGAAGAUGAUGAUGUACCAUCUUCAGAUGAUGAUGAUGACUCAAAGGAUCAAGGUGCAGAAGAAAAUGAAUCAGACGUAGACUUCAAAAUAAGGGAAGUGAGCAAAAACGAGGCAACUAAAAAAUCUGCUUAUGUUAUAACCUGUCCAAAAUGUGCUGAGAAGUUCGUGUCGCGGAAAAAAUACGUCGACCACUGCAAAGACGUCCAUCACUCUUUGCCUGGUAAAGUCUAUCAGUGUGAUGUGUGUAGCAAGUCCUUUGCUAGUUACAACAGCUGGAAGGAGCACCGUGCUUGUGUUCACACGGAAGACCGGCACUUUGCCUGCACCCUCUGUAAUGCCACAUUUAAAAGAAAGAGGGACGUGAGGACGCACUGUGUGCGGAAGCACGAAGGGAGAGUGAAGCGCCCCCUCUGUUCGGUCUGCGGAAAGAUCUUAAGUUCUAGAACAGCCUUAGUCUUUCAUAUGAGGACCCACACAGGAGAGAAGCCAUACCAGUGUGGCAUUUGCUGCUCACGAUUUGCUCAGCCAUCACAGCUCAAGAUUCACACCAGGUCCCAUACAGGUGAGAAGCCGUAUAUCUGUGAGGACUGUGGGGCGUGCUUUGCAGACAGAGGCAAGCUUAAUGGUCACAAGAGGACACAUACAGGAGAGCGUCUCUUCAAAUGUGAUGUGUGUGGAAAACAUUUUGCUACCAAUGAAUACUUAAAAUGCCACAAGCGCUGCCACAUGGGAGCCAAGCCGUACAAGUGUGAUGUGUGUGGGAAAACCUUUGGACUGAGAGCCUCAUUAGCCCAACACAGUAAUGUUCAUGCAGAGACUCCUCCCUAUUUCUGUGAGCAGUGUGGAAAGACGUUUACUCAGCAAGGAGCCCUUAGGCGUCACCAGCGUAUCCACACUGGAGAAAAGCCAUACAAAUGUAGGGCUUGUGAAAGAACCUUCACGGACAUGUCCACCUUGAGGAGGCAUGUCCUGGUCCAUGACCGGAAUGCUCAUUGGAGGAGUUUCUUAAUAGAUCUUACUAUCAAAAAGGAUCACAACUGGUCCAAAAUAGAGACUUUAUCUAAUAUCUGUAUGGAAGAGGACUCUCCACCAAUUUGGUCUGGCAUUCAAAGUAAACUUUAUAAACCAGAAAGCAGAAAAUGUAGAAUGCAGAGGAGCUUUGCUGGCAGAUAAUGACAUUGAAAGAUGAACAGGUGAAGAAACCUGAUAUUUUGGGUGACGUGACUGGGUCCUGUAUCAGUAUGGCCAGGUUCAUACUAUGGUGCUCAUGAAUUCAGCAUUGUUAUGGAGGCACAAUGACCUUGGUGGUGCAGUAGACUUUUUAUCAGCCUAGACAGGUGCACCAGCUAUGACCCAAUUUGGACAGAGAUGUCCUGGCUACAGUUAUACAUACUCUGGUAACCCCUCAUUUAGAUUACUGCAAUGUGUUAGGUGCCUUUGAAAACAUUCCAGAAACUUCACCUGAUCUAAAAUAGGGCAGCAAGAUUAAUAUGAUUUAUGUAAUCAUAUUAUACCAGUACUUCCAGUCAGUUUCUGGGCUUCAUUCAAAGUGCUGGUAUCAAAGUUUUAGGCCCUAAACAAUUUAGGGCCAGAGUAUCUGGAGGACCACUUCCUCUUGUAUAUACCUUAAAAUUUUCAUGAGAUGACCUUUUGAAGAAGAUGGCUACCAGAGGGAAGGCCUUUUUGGUGAUGGCAUCCUGAUUAUGCCCUCCCUUGAAAGGCUCACUUGGUAUUUACAUUAGGAUCCUUCUGGGGUCCGGUGAAGUCCUUUUCAUUUUCCCAAGCCCUUUAAAUUAUGUUUCAGUAUAUUGAUGUUGGAACUUAUCAUUCCCCUCAUUUGGUUUUAGUGCUCUUUUUAAAUUAUUAUUUUUUGCUGCUCUGUGUUGGAUUUAUGCUGAUUUCAGUAUUGGUUUAGAUAUUCAACCCAUAUCCAGUUAUGGUUUAUUUGAUUGUAUUUUGCUGAUUUUAAAGUAUUUUGCUGAUUUUAAAGCUUUGUGAACUGCCCAGAGGUCUUGGUUAAUUGGGUGAUAUAGAAAUCCCAUGCAUAUACUAAACAAAAUGCAUUCUUUAAAUGUUCCAUGUAAAGGUUUCCUGCUUCUCAUUUGGAGGGAUGUUCCUCAUUUCAAAAUUUUGAGAUUGAGACGAAUACAUUUGAAAUCUUUACUCAGCAUUUUGUGUAUCUGCUAUUUUAACUACAUGAUAAUAAAAUUGCAGAACUG